AUGUUCUCGAAACGGUGCUUCUCCGUAUCACUUGUAGUUGCUGAGCACAAGAACGUUGACAACCAGGCAACCACCUCGAAGAAGAACGGGCCAGCUACGGUCAUAACCACCUCCACACUCGCUGCCAUCCAGGCGUCCUCUGCGUUCCUACAACCCGUGGAGGUUCUUGUAUGUGCAGAAGGAUCCGCCGCCGACUCCCUCACUGACCAGCUGAGACAGCGACAUGGUGUCGCUAAGGUGUUGCGGUGCUCUGGCAACUCUGCCCAGAUUUGCCAAGCAGAUGCUCUCGCCUUGCUGAUAAGUCGGCUUCAGCGCGAACGGGAUGUAUCGGUCAUUUGCGGUGCGGCCGGGAGCGUUUGCAGGGAUGUCCUACCUCGGCUGGCAGCUCUCCUAGACGUCCAGCCGAUUGCUGAUGUGGUGGCAAUCAAGACGAGUAGAAGCAUGGACGCGGUUACAUUCGUGAGGCCGGUCUACGCAGGCAGCGCACUUUGCUCUUUUGCAUCAUCCGAAAAGAUCAAAAUUGUCACAGUUCGUACGGCGGCAUUUACUCCUGGAGAGACUGCAGGCACGAGGGCAGCAGGCGACCGCGCCCCCGUUGAAGACUUGUGUGUUACCGCUGCAUCCUCUGAUCUGGCGUGGCUAACCGAAGACCUCACAGCGACCAAUAAGCCGCAGCUUGACGCAGCUGAAGUGGUGGUAACUGGGGGCCGCGGCCUGAAGAGCGCAUCCAAUUUUUCCAAUAUCUUGGAGCCACUGAGGGCUAAGCUUCGAAACGCGGCAAUAGGAGCAUCGCGGGCGGCCGUCGACGCCGGCUACGCUUCGAACGACCUACAGAUUGGGCAAACCGGGAAAGUGGUUGCACCUCGCUUGUACAUCGCCGUGGGCGUCAGCGGGGCGAGCCAACAUCUUGCAGGAAUGAAAGAUUCGAAAGUCGUAGUCGCAAUCAACAACGAUCCUUGUGCGCCUAUUUUCCAGGUCUCAGACUACUACUUGGAAGGUGAUUUGUUUCAGGCCGUACCGGAACUGACUAGCAAAUUACCUGAGCAAUAG
Molecule: messenger RNA, 1050 nt
Organism: Besnoitia besnoiti
Lineage: Eukaryota; Apicomplexa; Conoidasida; Eucoccidiorida; Sarcocystidae
Product: electron-transfer-flavoprotein, alpha polypeptide
Exons: 9
Coding region: 1-1050 (349 amino acids)
Cellular component (GO): mitochondrion
Molecular function (GO): electron transfer activity; flavin adenine dinucleotide binding
Source: RefSeq, a predicted model, not a curated record